Molecule: messenger RNA, 3113 nt
Organism: Cinara cedri
Lineage: Eukaryota; Metazoa; Arthropoda; Insecta; Hemiptera; Aphididae
Source: the annotation of a GenBank genome assembly
AUGAUUUAUUCUCGUUUCAAGUAUUUCAUAUUUUUUUUAAUAAUUGUUGAAAGUGAUUGUGUCUCAAAGAUUGAUACUCAACAUAAUUUCCAAUUAAAAUUUGUGUUCAUUGUAAGUAUUACAUAUUUAAUACUCUAUUAGAUAUUUCUUUGCAUUUCUACCUACUAAUAAAUGCUGAAAAUAAUUAAAAUAUGAAACCUUGAAAAAUAAAAUUCAUGUUAGGCGUGUCUAUCUACUUCUGAAUCCACACAACAUGGUCAUGUAUAGACUACCCAUACCAUAUGUAAGACUACCUGCUUUACCACUUAAACAAAAAAAGGUAUCUAAUUUAUAAACAUUAGGUACCAUGUAAUAAUAUAUGUGUGCCAUAUAGUUUUGAGUAGGUAUGCAGUGUUUUUAUUAUGGAAUAUUGUUUGUUAUCCACAAAUAUAAUAAUUGUUGACUGCUGAGCCAUAGACAAGAAAAACCAUCAUGGUCUCAAUAAUGGGUAGGUACCAAAUUAUUAGGUGGGGAAAAACCGUAGGAAAACGUACAAUUACACGAUUUCAUUAUUUUUUUAUUAAAAAACACAGCUGUUUUCUACCAGAAAAAAUGAUUUAAUCGAAAAAUCACAAAACACCUUUUGUUGCCUUUUUAAUUUACUUUCUUACUGUAUCACUUUAACCACUUUUGAGUUUGUAAAGAAUUUUAAUUUUUGGGAGUUUUUUGCUGUAAUUCGGUUAUAAAUACAAGUAGAGACUUGAAACUUAGUAAUAAUACUUAUAUUGGACUUACCUAGACGUAGUCAAAUUUCCAAAUUCAUCGGACGACUUUUUUUUUUUAAUAAGCGUUUUGAAAUCAAAUUUACGAAAAUCGUAAGAAAAAAAAUACGGCACUUCAAAUUAAGUAUUACCGAACUGCGCUCGGAUUGUUUUUCGUCAAGCAAUGGCUUAUCGUUGCUUAUAGAUAUAAAUGAAAUAGCUUAUCCUACCUCUCCAACUUCUCACCUACAACAGUAGCCGCUCCCAUCCCCAGAAUCAGCUUUUUUUUUUCAAAUUAAUAAAUUCAAUCAAAUUAGUAAAAAUUGUAGGGAUAAUGAUAUUGCAUUUAUUUUAAAGGUUCUUGGAGUAAAGGAGGUUUAGAUAAGUACUAAUAAUUUUCGUAUUAUAAAUCGCGCAUUAUUGUACAUAAUAUAUUAUACACCCUGAAAAUGUACUGAAAAGAAUUACUAAUGAGGAGAAGAAGUACUGUCUUAGGUACUUAUAUAUUCUAUAAAUGGCCAUCGCUGUUUGUCAGACAAAUAGAAAUUAAUCUGCCCGGGUAGGAAUAUUAUUAUUUUAAGAUUUCUGUGUGCAACACACUUUUGCGACAUUUAUAGUUGAUGAGGCACAUGAACCGGGCACCGGUGAUCGAAUACUGCAAGAACGAUGUGGUGAAGUGGCCUCAUGGCCUUAGCGCGCUGACUGACGAGGGCAUAUGGAAUGCUUAUCGCGCCGGCCAAAAACUGCGUAAGCGUUACAUCGGAUUUUUGGACUCACUACGGGGGUAUACACCAGACGAAAUUGUGGUGUCCACCACGCCAGUCGAAAGAUGUUACCAGACAGCCGGUUACUUGUUGGCCGGUAUGUACCCUCCCAACGUGCAGCAAACAUGGAACAAGCAACUGAAAUGGCAACCGAUACCCAUCAAAACCAGUCUGUCCAAAGACCAUCAGUCGGUGAGUGUUGUCUUUCUGAAUGGUCGAUCAGUCGCAAUUUUUAUAAUCAUCUACUUUGCAAAACCUCUCUUAUUAUUAUUGUCUCCUGCGGUGAUGGGAUACACGUUGCAAGUGCACAAUUUUCAAAAGACGCUGAACAAUAGCUUAUUUCGGUAAAUUUGUGAAAUGUACACCUGAUAAUUUCGUUUAAAAUUAAAACAGUUUACAAGGAACCCAAGGAUGUGUCCGACGUACGCUGCAGAAUUACACAACGCGACUGAAACUUUCAUGAAAACAGACAGUGUCCAAAAAUUAAUCAACUCUUUGAAAAUGUAUACGUCAAAACCAUUAAAUACGUGGCGAGAUGUAUUAGUAGUAGCAGAUGCCAUUCUGACCGAAGUGAGCCCCUAUAGAUUAAAUAGACACUAUUUAAAAUAUAUUUUGAUUUUAAGAAAAACCAUCCUUAUAAUUAAAAGGGUAUAUCAAAUACAUUUUAUGUUUCAUAUGUUUAAUAUUUUUAAUAUGAUUUAUUCAGCAUCUGGCCAACUAUUCAAUUCCGAAUUUUACAAUGGAACAAUAUAGCAAUAUUGAAGAAUACAUCUUAUCUGUUAUGAAAGUGUUAGUUAAAACAGAUAAAAUGAAACGUUUAUUCUCGGGUAGGUAAUUAUAAAUGUGUACAAAUCACUAUCAGAAUAUCGUAUAACAAAAAUAUUACCAGUAUAAAAUGUAUCUGCAUUCAGCAAUAUAAUUUAUUUAUUCAGCCAAAUUAAUUACAAUUUAUUAGCUGAUACGUUUACCAAAUAAGCUAUAACUCGUAUCUGAUAUAUAGAGUUUAUGAAUAUUAUUCAAUAGUUAACGCCAUAUUUCAUUAUAUCUUUAUAUGAUAUUUUGCCGGUAUACCAAUUUAUACUUCUACAUUUUAUUAGUAAAUAACACAAUUAAAGAUAUUUCUUUAAUUGUGGUAACUAAUGAAAAAUAUUUUUAUUUUUAUUUGUAUGUAUCAAAUUGAAGGCGAUAUGUUAAAUGAUGUAUUAACAAGGAUGGAGGCAUCAAUGAAUAAGUCACUAGAUGCAAAAAAAAUAUACUUGCACGUGGGUCAUGACUCGACCAUAAUUCCUUUUUUUAAAACACUUAACAUAGAGAAUAUAACACAUCCACAUUUUGGAGCAGCUAUUAUAAUGGAGUUGUACAUAACACCUUCCAAUGAAACAGUUGUAAAGGUAAAAAAAGAUAUAUAUACUAGGUAAAUUGAUUAUUAAUUUAAAUAAAUAAUUAGCUAUUAUACAAUAAAGACCAUAAAUGGAAAGAAUCAGACAUAAAGUUAAUCGAAUUGCCUGGUUGUCCACAACCAUGUCGACUAGAAGAUUGGCGUACACACACAAACAAAAUGAUACCUGGUAAUUUAUUUGAAGAAUGCAAUAUUACUAAUAACAAUUAA